CCGUGCUGCUUGUGCGUAGCUCUGGUCCGAAGUGUGUUCGUGCAGUUUGCCGCGUCGCAGCGUCCCAGCGCGGUUUUGCGCUCGCUCGCGUUACGUAGUGUGUGCGAUGGCUCGUGCAGGUCGUCCUGUUCGGUUACCGCUGCCUGAGUGUGAAGUGAAAGUGUAAUCGGCGGGCAAGCGGACAGCUUGGCUGAGCUCUGAGGCGACCAGCAGCAGCGAUUAGCCGAGGCCGGGCCUCCGGAAAAUGUCAGACAUCUCAUAUUUUUCACCCUCUUCUGUACACUCGUGUCAUAAAAUCCAAUGUGCAUAUUGGGUGACUUGCUGCGGUGUAAAAAACAUCACUUAUGCGCGUAUUUAAAGCCGGUGGAAAACUUGUGACCCCCGACUCCCAGUACUAGUACGUGUUGCGGCGAGCCGAGCUUAGCUACACCGUGACCGUGCCGGGCUGUGUUCCCUCGGCGAGGCGACUCGUCCGCACCCGCGCAAACUAGCGGCUGUGCUGAAGGCCACACGGCGCAGGAGCGCACUGUGAGACUCGCCGACACUCGUAUUGAUUACACCACGGUAAUCAUGGUAAACGCGCAGGAAUGAAGAGCGCUGAAAGGGGUGGCCGUAGCCUAGGAAGGAUGGAGUGACUGGCGAUGAUGGGCACGAGUCCCGCGAGCGCGCACUGUGUCGGCGCUGAGUAAACAGGAGCCAAAUGAUUCUACGAAAUUUCCAAACAUGGGUGACAUGAAGACCCCAGAUUUUGAUGAUCUCUUGGCUGCUUUUGACAUCCCUGAUGCCACUGGCUUGGAUGCAAAGGAAGCCAUCGUGGAGAGCCAUGAUGAAGCAGAAGGCCAGCCAAAGUCAGGGGUGUGCAUGGAGGACCUUUCAACCCAUAGCUGCCUGCCCAUAUCGGAUGUUCCUGCUGUCAGUGUGAUUGUGAAGAACACGAGCCGCCAGGAGUCAUGUGAGUCCAAUGCAGAAAGGGAUGGGGUGCACCUUGGACCCCUGUUGCAGAAUGGCUCUGCCCCAGAUUCACACCACAUGGUGUACAGUAGCUGUGGGAAACCCGAAGCCACUUUUGCGAAUGGGGAUCGUUUGGGCAACUUCUCAGAAAUUGUGAUAUCCCACAGGGCUGACAAGAUGCCGUCCUUUUCUCAGUUUAGCCCUAUUUCAAGCCCAGAACCUGAAGACUGCCCAAGAAAUAGGGUCGUUGGCAAUCUGAAACAAGAUGAUAUACCAUAUUUGUCUUCCACCUCUGCACUUGGGUCCGCGGACCAGUCCGUGUUGGACAGUCAAGGAAGGCUGCAAGGGUACAGCAUGUUUGACAAGUGCCAUAAAUCUGUAGCUGGAAAUGAAACUGUGAACAACAUGGAGAGAAAUGCUGAAUUUUGCAGAAGAGAAAGUACCUGCCUAGAGCAACCUUCAGGAGACGCCGAUGAAUUCCAUGUCAGAAAAACAAGUUUUUUCAGUAGUCAUACGCUAAUUUUGGAUGACCUUCAGAAGAAGCAUCUUCAAGAACCAAAGAACUUCCUUUCAGACUCCAGUAUGGGUUUAUCCUGUGAUGGUGUCAAAAAUUCAAACUCCAAGCUGUCAUCUUGCCUUGCGGCACUUGUGGCCUUGAAUGCAAAGAAGUUCUCUGAGGAUCCAAAAGAAGAACUGAUAAACUCCAAAGAUCCAUUGAUAGAUGUGAAAGAUAGCCUGAAGAUCAGUCCAAAGGUGCCCAAGUCUCCAAAAAGCCCAAGGAGUCCACUGGAGGUUGUGAAGCGCUAUGUCAAACCACCAGACAGUCCCAUGAGUAUCUGCAGUGACAGCAGCGGCAAAGCAUCUCCCUCAGUAACCGCAGGAUCACCCCCAGUCAUUCCCAGAGUCAGGAUAAAGACCAUUAAAACAUCAUCUGGGCAAAUUAAGCGAACUGUUACGAGUGUGUUACCUGAUUCAGAGCUGGAGGAACUUCAGUCUCCCGCAGGGUCAUCCCCAUCACAGUACACCGCUGUUGACGAGCCAUCAUCCAAGCUAUCCCCUGUGCACCUUUCCCAUGAUGCAGUAGCUCAUGUCCUUGAAAAUGGAAGUAACAAAAAUGCUGAUAGACAUGCAGCACGUGUAAUGCCUUCAUCAACCGGCAGCCUUGUUUCGUCACAGGGACGCGCUAAGAAAAAGGGCAGCGCCGUACGUUCAGCAUCGCUCCACAGUACAUGCAGCACAGACGUGAGGUGCGUAACCGAGGCUCAGCAGCAGGCAGAUUCACCUCAGCAAACAGUUGGAACUCAAAACACCAGCUUUCUCCCCAAAGCUGUGCACUUGGCCAAUCUGAAUCUGGUCCCUCACAGUGUGGCUGCAUCGGUCACAGCGAGAUGUGCGACUCAGCGCCAGCCGCAGCUCUCCAACACUGUGGUAUGCAGCACAGUCCCGCUCGUGCACCAAGUGAAAGGCCCUGAACCCAGACCAUGUGCUGCUGUGCCCAGCACUGCGGUUGGCACCUUGAACAGACUGCUCAAUGCUGCUAACCCUGUACCAACAUAUGUGCCCAACCUAAACCCACCAGAGCACAUCCAGCUCAGUGUCCCUGCACGUGGGCACCGGUGCCUGGAGUGUGGAGACUCCUUCAGUCUAGAGAAGAGCUUGUCUCAGCACUACAGCCGGAGGAGUGUGCACAUUGAGGUGGCGUGCACUCACUGCACAAAGGUUCUCGUAUUUUUCAACAAGUGCAGCUUAUUGGCCCAUGCGCGACAGCACAAAAGCCAGGGUGCAGUCAUGCAGUGCACACAGUUCCUCAUGAGACCUAUUGCUGCUGAUCAGAUGUUUGCUCCACCCUUGCCUGGGCCCUCAGGGACGACUCAGGUUGUCUCUGUGUCGGCACAGUCAGUGAGAACACCACCCCAACCGCCAGUUAUGCCUUUGUAUCCGGACAAGACUUUACCACAUGGAAUGAGGUGUCUGGAGUGUAACAAGCAUGUGUCAGAUUUGCAGGGGCUGGCAGGUCACUACCAGAGACUUUCUGAAGACAUGGAAAAAUGGACCUGCAAGGUUUGCAUGAUGAUGCUGCCCAACAAAUGCAGCUACAAGGCCCACCAGCGGAUCCACACACACACAUCUCCAUACUGCUGCCCUGAGUGUGGGGCACUUACCCGCUCCAUGGACAUCCAGAGACAUGUUAAGGAGAACUGCCUUCACUAUGCACGCAAGAUUGGCUAUAAGUGUUCACACUGUGAUAUGUUCCAAAUGUCCUUUCGUGUUCAAAAGAGUCACAUUGAGGAGAAGCAUUGUGAGGUCUUCUAUAAGUGCUCCAUCUGUCCAGUUGCCUUCAAGUCUUCGGAUGGUUGUCUAAUGCAUGUCAAAAACAAGCACAACAGUAAAGCAUCUCCACUGAUGAUCUAUAGGUGUUCCUGUGAAAUGGUUUUUAAGAGAAAACAGCUUUUACUUCAGCACUUCCAUCAGAAUGGCAAAAAGCUCACCUGCUGCGUGUUCAAGUGCCCAGAAUGUGCAGUGGUCUUCACUCAAAAACAGAUGUUGAUGCAGCAUUUCAAGGGUGUCCAUGGAGGGAUGUUCCGAACAGAGGGCGAUGACAUUCAUGGUGCAACAUUGAUGUUAAAUGAGCCAGAGGCUGGCAGUGUGUCGAGUCGUACAGAUUCAGCCAACGCAAAGAAUCCAGUAACCGAAGGUGCUAGCAGAUCGCGUGGCCUCAAAAACGCAGGUUGGACCUGUGGGGAGUGUCUGCAAUGGGUACCUGACAGAGAUGCCUAUGUUUCACACAUGAAGAGCAACCAUAGCAGGUCAGUGAAGAGGUAUCCCUGUCGGCAGUGUGAGCGGUCCUUCAAUUCUACUAUGAGUCUUAAGCGACACAUCCGCAAUGACCAUGGCACAAAGAGGAAAAUGUUCACGUGCUGGUACUGCACAGAUAAGGCAAUGACCUUCACCAAACACUUCAUGCUGAAGAACCACAUCAGCUUGAUGCAUGGCAUUAAGAAUCCAGAUUUCAGCCAGAUGUGCAAGGCACCUCUUCCAGAGACCAGUGAAGCCUCGGUAGAGGGGUCCAAAGCAAAGAGGGCAGCUGAGGAAGGCCUGAGAGAGGCAUCGCUGGAGGCCCCGCCCGCAAAGAGGCCUGCACUACUUUUUCGCUGUUCCAAGUGUGGCUUCACCACAGAAGAUGGGGCAGUCUUCCAGGAGCACAUACCUCAGCACAAGUCUGAUGAUCGAACCCCCCAGUGCCUGCACUGUGGCCUAUGCUUCACAUCCCGCCUGGCCCUCAGCCGCCACCUGCUCAUUGUCCAUAAAGUAAAGGAGCCAGAGGAGUCAGAUGAGGAGCCAGAAGAGUUGGACGAAGAGUCACCACCUUUACAGGAUGGCGCGAAAGAGGAUGCUUCUGUGGCUGUAGGACAGAGCUGUUGCUCCAGGGAAAAAGCUUCUGCCAGCCUGCACUGUGACACAUGCAGUAGGGCCUUUGACAGUGAGUCAUCGUAUAAUUCCCACAUGCAGGCUCACUCAUCCUGUCUGACAUCAGGCCCAGAACCGUAAGGGCAGGCUCUUUGUGCGUGUUUGUUCUAGCUGCUAUUGUCCCCACGUCAUGGACAAACCGGGACCUUACAGGUGCUACAUCAGUAUCGCAGCAGCUUCAGAUGGUUGUACCUCAGUGGAAUUGCCUUAUGCUUCCACAUAUAUUCUGCCAAGAUAUAAAUGCAGUAUAGAAGGUCCUUAUUUCUUAAUCCAACUGUGAAUAACAUCCCAAUGUCAAAUGCAUUUGGCACGUCUUUCAUCCAGAUGAUUCAAUAUUGCCUUACGAGUGUCUCCAUGUGUGACAGAAGUGACUUUGUUCCUCCACACAAGACUGUUACUGGUUAAAUAUUUGAGCUGAUUUGUUGAUUGAGAACUUGUUGUUCUUUUAUAAUGAUUUUUAUUACUUACAUGGUGCUUUUACAGACUUGGAGCUGAAUGUGUUGCCCAUUACAUGAAUACAGUAUUGCAGUUUUGCUAUCAACAGUGUCCCAAAGUGGAAUAUGUCUCUGCGUACCAAUUUAUAAGAAGUGUAUUUUGAUAUCAUUCCAUACCAAAAAGAAAUGUAACUAUAAAAAAUGUUGUAUAUUUCUGAACUGUUCUUGGAACCAAAGUCGCACUUCAUGAGCAAAAUGAUCGUGUUGAGAAAUCGUUGGAGUCCCAUGCUUUGGUUGAAGUCUAGGUCUGCCGUUUAAGUGUUGUUUCAUGGGUUUUACAGCUGAAUAUGUAACAUGUUGGAAUUUGACAAACAUGAGGCAAUGCACCAGUUGCUUUGGAGAAUAGCUUUAUUCUGCAAUAAAUUUAAUUGAGAAUAUAAUCAAAAUACAGAAAGCGUACCAUAAUAUUGUAUUUUAAAUGGUUACAGUUGUUGGUAAAAGUACAUGGUUAAAUAUUUGACAUGUGGAGUAAAUAUCCCACCCUAACUAGUGUACUUUGGCAAGUAAUUAACAUGUUUUCCCAACAACUGACCUGGUGUAUUCAGUGUAAAAGGAAUGAUUUCUCCUUAAAAUAUAUUAUCUCCCAUAUUAUUCAAUUUUAUAAAUUACUUUGGAGAUUUACCUAUAGUCAUAUUGACUUCCCAUGUGAAUUUUCAAUUUAAAACAUGUUUGUGGUGUUAAUUUUUGUCUUUAACCUCUUGAGUCCUCAAUUUAUUAAGGAGUGGCUGAUUUAAGAUGCUCAUUUUAAAGAGAAAUGCACAUGAAAAUAUCAGUGUUUUUGAUACAGCCUAUACAGAGCGACUUUGUACCUUUUUGAUAAUGUGUGGUAGAUGAGGGACCUUGUAAAAGCUAGUAAGUGUACAUAAUUAAUGAAAUUCACAUCUUUAUCAGGGUUUUAUUUUCCCAAGCCAUUACAUAUCUAUUUAACUAGCAUUGGCCUUUGUGCCUUGCUGUUAUGUUUACUUCUGAUAUCAUCAAAUAAAAUGUAUA
Messenger RNA from Scleropages formosus (Asian bonytongue), 5903 nucleotides. It is a transcript of the gene znf592, whose product is annotated as zinc finger protein 592. The transcript is spliced from 9 exons. The record is from RefSeq and is a predicted model, not a curated record. Lineage: Eukaryota; Metazoa; Chordata; Actinopteri; Osteoglossiformes; Osteoglossidae. The coding region runs from base 724 to 4500 and encodes 1258 amino acids.